AUGCAAAUCUGGCACAUGGAACCUUAUCCGUGCGGUGAUAGACGUUUACCGCAUCAUGUGUUUCCGCCAAAAACCUAUACACCAGAUCAAUUGCAAACAUUGACUGGAGUUGUCCACUACAAGGUUGAUAUGGAUGAUACAGUUGCAAUGAAGAAAAGACUGUCACGUGUACGUAUUGAACGUGACGUGACCACAUCCGAUAUUAUCACCAUAAAUGAGCAUCUCGCUGAUCUUUCACAGAAGUUAGAAGAAUUUUUUGAACCGGUUACAAAAAAAGAGGAUGCGAUAUUCUUGUUGAUGGAGGGUGGCGCUUACUAUGAUAUUGAAUUGAAAGAGGAUGACUGGAUUAGGAUACAUUUAGAACGAGGUGAUUUGAUUGUUAUUCCAGCUGGUCGAACACACCGAUACACUUUAACACCGACGGUUCGUUUUGUAAAAUUUUUUUUUUAG
Messenger RNA from Enterobius vermicularis (human pinworm), 450 nucleotides. The record is from the annotation of a GenBank genome assembly. NCBI's taxonomy places the organism in Eukaryota, Metazoa, Nematoda, Chromadorea, Rhabditida, Oxyuridae.